AUGGAAUAUUCUGUGAAACAGAAGUCGUUGCGAUCAAAGUCUGUGGGCAUCACUGGGAGGACAACGAGUGUCAGACGUAAAGAAAGUUUUCAAAAAGUGAGGCAACAGUUUGAGAUCAAAUCCGCUUCCGAUUUGACCAACAAAUAUGUGGUGAAUAGUAAGGGACUGACGGAUGGCUUACUGAAAGCCAACGAUAAGAAGAUAGCCAUAAGUUUCACAAAAACUAAAUCCGAUUUAAUCCGCGACUCACUGGACGUUAUAAAGGAAAGUGAUGUCAAAAUUAGUGUUAAAUCGGCGACAAAUGGUUCCUAUUCAAACGAUCAAAGAGUGGUACCAAAGAGUUGUGGACCAAAUAGUGGUGACAAAGAGUUGGUAAAUAAAUUAUCGUCAAACAGUGCUGCUAUAAGCUAUGGAAACCGAGAUAUCAAACAUACAAAUGAAUGCAAUGAUAAGCCAGUUGUGAGCGCACCUGUAGUUUGCGUCGAUUUUUCUGAAAUAAGUGGCAAUAAUGACAGUAAUGAUGGUUAUCAGCAAACGUUGGACGACUUGUAUGAUAAUAAUUCAGAGAUCAGACUUCAUAAGUCUUUGACGAGAUCAACAUCUCAGACGUCAGACUUUGUGACGUUUGAUACGGAACCGGAUGUCGUGUUCCGGAGGCCUGAACUCAAUGUGAAUGACGUGAACAACUCGUCUAAAUCGAGACCCGUUCCCAAACAAAGGACUUCAAUCCCUAAAUAUGACGGCGAAGAUAAGGGAUUUGUGGACAAAGAGUUGGAAAACAUUUGCGACAAAAGCGACACAAAUGAUGAUUCGGUGAAAAGAGUUGGUCCGUCGGAAUCGCCCAAAACUGACACAAAGAGGUCUUCAUCCAUAAGCCAAGACAGCGGUAUAUGCGAUGUCUUUCAUAACAAAUCCUUCUUAUAUCACCCGAACAGCAAAGGAGUGAUCAGUGGUUCCGGCGAUAGAUAUAAACCGAAAACAACUCCAAAACCUAAACCUAAAGUCGAGGACACAGUUAAUGAUGAGGUGUUUGACGAACACAUAUACGAAGAGUUGAGUAAUUUUCAGUCAAAGGUUCCCAACGAAUGGGUGGACAUCGAGAGCAGCGACGAUAAGCACAACAUCCCGAGUGAAGUGGUGGUCAAUCGGCGCCAACACCUCCUCAGACCUAAUGUUAAUUACCGAAAGUCUCUGAAACCGAAGCCAAACAAACGAAAGAGUCAUCGGAGGGGCUCUUUGCCUAAAGUGGUGGUCAGUGAUGAUCACAGCGCCAGCGCUACUGAGUAUGAAGACAUCGACGAAGACGAUGAUGACGUGUGUGUUGACCACAAUGUGAUUAAUAGACAAAAUUCUGUACAAACAUGUGGUCAACGGAUAGGUAGUCCUUUAGUUAAGCCGCGAGCAAUCAGUCAUCACAUCUACGAAGAUGCCGAUGAGGUUCAGCGCCAGAAGGAGGAGCUGAAGGCAUUGGAUAUUAAAACAAAACUCGUCAGAGAGUUGUCCACUAAAUUGCUGGACAAUACUACUGAUGAGGAAGACUUAUAUAAUGAUAAUCGGGUGGAAAGCGAACCAAACAUAUACACGUCGACCCCCACAAGGGCUCCGAAAAUAAGUUUCGACUCAAAUCUAAAUCACAAAAAUAACGAAAAGGGAUUGGAUUCUGGGAGUGAUAUCCACUUAAACGUAAUCCCAUUCUCGCAAAUAAGAGCCGAUUUGAUGCAAAAACAGGACAAUAAUUCAAACGCCGGAUUAAUAGCCAGUUACCUCGAGUUUGACAAUACCAUCGAAGGACACAAUUCGUGUCAUUUUAAUAGUGAACCUCUUUAUCAAUUUUAUCAGAAGGACGUCCGCCGUAGGGCUGAGCUAUGGAUCCAUUUGGACCAAAAGGGCCCGGAUUUUGAUUAUGAUGUCUACGAAGAUAACUCCAUUUAUGAGCAGAGGAUUAGUGAUCCAAAUGAUCAGCAAUUGAGUGCUCAGAGAAUUAAGUCUUAUUAUAAGAGGAAUAUAUCUGCCAUGGAUUUUGUGGGAAACGGUCCCAAUAGGUCCUUAUGGUGUCAGUUGCCUCAAGUUAUCAACUCUAAGGAUAAUUUGUUAGCAACGAUGUCUCCUCAAGAGAAGCGACUGCAAGAGUCCAUGUUUGAGAUCAUAACAUCUGAGGCGUCCUAUUAUAAGAGUAUCGCUAUAUUAAUCUCUCAUUUUACAAAUUGUCAAGAAUUUAAUGGUCAUAAUGAACAGGUGCUUACACGUAGCAUGGCACUAAACAUUGUUCACCUGAUUGUUAGGGAAAGGAAGUGUUUGUUUUCAAACAUAGCCGACAUAUCAACGGCCAGUUCCCGUCUAUUGACUCAUUUGGAGCGCCGUUUCGAGAAAAACAUACUUUUAUACGAUGUCUGCGAUAUUCUGUACGACUUUGCCGUCAAUCACUUCCAGCCAUACGUUCACUACUGUGCCUAUCAGAGGGACGGAGAAAAACUGUUGUCCCAAUUGACACAAACCAGACCCCAGUUCCUCGAUGUUCUGCAACGACUCGAAUCCAAUCAGAUCUGUCAGAACCAGACUCUGCUCUCAUUUCUUAUGCUACCGAUGCAGCGCAUAACUCGUUACCCGCUUCUGAUUGACGCCGUUUGCCAACAAUUACCAGAAAAGAGUCCGAUUCUAGAGUCGGCCCGAAAGACGCUCACAAUUGUUAACCAAUUGGUCCGACAGUGCGAUGAAGAGACCAAAAAAGUGCAGAGAAUGCAAGAAUUGAUUGAAAUCGAGAAAGUGCUGCACUUUAAGAGCAAAAUCAAAAGCUAUCCCAUUGUGUCCGGUGCCAGAUAUCUAGUAAAGAGGGGUUCAGUGACACGACUAUCACCACAACUGUCAGCGAAGAGGACUAUCGGCAAAUCAACCCUCAAAUGGACGAAGACUUGCAUUCAUUUAUUUCUUUUCAGCGAUCUAUUGAUUCUCGCAAAGAAAAAGAGCGAAACAAAUUAUGCUGUGUUUGACUACUGCUCUCGAAAUACAGUUCAACUCAUAUCUCUGGGCGCUGCCGGCGAAGGCAUUGGUGGACAGGUGGGCACCACACCCGUUAAGAUCACAAUUCCCGUCAAUUACCAGAAUUUGGUUCAACUCAUACUUCUUAAUAAUCACGAGUCAAAGACUGUUGAAUAUACCAUUCAUUUUGAUUUAGAGAGUGAUAAACUUCGAUGGAUUGAAGCCGUGUCUCAGCCCUCGUCUGAUGAUCCAAAUGAAGUGAUUUAUGAGGAGUGGGACUGUCCACAAGUGCAGUGCGUCCGGUGUUAUAGCGCCCGACAGACCGAUGAAAUCAGUUUAGAAGAGACCGACGUUUUGAAUGUUUGCCGCAAAAUGAAAGACGGUUGGUUUGAAGGCCAAAGAAUAAGGGAUGGUGUGAAGGGGUGGUUCCCAUCGGAGUUCACCGAAGAAAUUGUAAACCAACACGUUAGGGCUCGUAAUAUGCGGUUACGACACCGGCUGUUGAUGUAUACCCAGUCCUAUAUUGAGGUCCAAAAACGGUCGUCCUUAGAUUUGCAUUUUAUGCAAUAAUUUUCUCACUAUAUUGAGUACUGUACUGAAUACGAACUUUAAUGCAAUUAAAAAAUUAAUACAAAUACUGUAUAAUGAACAACUGUAUAAGCC
Molecule: messenger RNA, 3639 nt
Organism: Oppiella nova
Lineage: Eukaryota; Metazoa; Arthropoda; Arachnida; Sarcoptiformes; Oppiidae
Source: the annotation of a GenBank genome assembly